Quercus lobata is the source of this 826-nucleotide messenger RNA. RefSeq lists its product as uncharacterized. NCBI's taxonomy places the organism in Eukaryota, Viridiplantae, Streptophyta, Magnoliopsida, Fagales, Fagaceae. Bases 19 to 714 code for a protein of 231 amino acids. The record is from RefSeq and is a predicted model, not a curated record. The transcript is spliced from 2 exons.
GAACGGCAAUGGAAAAGAAUGCUAGAUACUUUCUCUAAGAAUGGCAAAUUUGUCAACCGCAUUUCAACUUUUAAUAUGAAUGACUGCAUGCAUGGAUUCUGCUGUGGCUUUACAUUGAUGACUUCUGAACUCUGUGCAAACCCUUGGAAGGGAAAGCUCCUUAGGUAUGGUGAUAAUCCUGAGAUUGUGAGCAUCGAAGGGGAUGAUCUUGGAUCAAGGAUAAAUUUUUGUAGACUAAAUAAUGUUGUGAGCCCAAAAGGAGAUGAUAACGAUACUAAACAAUGGAGACUGCGGCUAAUAUCAUUCUUGGAUAAAAUUUUGGAAACUGCAAUCGACUUGAAUGUGAGCAAACAGGAUAUGAUUAAAAGGGUUUUUGUGUUUGAUGGUACAGGCCUUGAUUUUAGAAAGAUUUGGCAAUAUGAAGGCUGUUGUAGCUCUUGUGUUUGUGGCAGCAGCAGUAACUAUGAAGCAAUGAGGGAGAAGUUUAAAAGGAAUGGCUAUGUUAUGCCAGAAACUGUGCAUUGGGAUGUGAGUAACUAUGGAUCACCAGUUCCGGCAGUGCUCUCAGUUGAGGAUGGUCUAACACACAUAAGUCGACCCCUGGAGACAAGUUUCAGAGGUUUCUUGGAGGGAGAUGGAACCUUGAAUUUAAGGGCUAUGAUGGAAUCAGAGAUUUGCAGUGCAGGUGAUCCAGAACUUUUAGUGCUGGACUAAUUUUAUUUUAUUUUGUUAUUCUCCUUUUUAGCUAGACAAUCAUAUAUUUUAGUAGUGUUGGUAAUUUUCAUUAUCUAUCCUAAUUUACUUAGGUUCUAUGGAUUAUGUCUAA